This is a messenger RNA of Echinostoma caproni, 204 nucleotides long. The record is from the annotation of a GenBank genome assembly. NCBI's taxonomy places the organism in Eukaryota, Metazoa, Platyhelminthes, Trematoda, Plagiorchiida, Echinostomatidae.
AUGGUUGUGAUUUCCCUGGAACGCUACUUUGCAAUUGUUUGGUGCGUUGUACCUGGAAUGCGACUUUCUCGUCGACGAGCCUGGAUUAGCAUUGUGUUAAUAUGGAUCUGGGCCGCAAUUUGGCCAUCUCCACCUUUGUUCGGUAUCGGCAAUGUGGCUCGUGACAACGAGUCGGCCACAAACAUGCGCUUACCUUGUUUGUAA